Paramecium tetraurelia is the source of this 639-nucleotide messenger RNA. RefSeq lists its product as uncharacterized. Lineage: Eukaryota; Ciliophora; Oligohymenophorea; Peniculida; Parameciidae. The transcript has 4 exons. The record is from RefSeq and is a predicted model, not a curated record.
AUGAAUUACAUUUUAGUGGAGCAAGAUGAAAGACUUUAACUAUUGAUAAGUAUCGUGAAGAGAAUUAAAUCCAAUACUGUCGUAGUCUUCUCUGAAAAUUAAAUCAAUUUUUUGUAAGAGCUCUUUAUCUUAAUGGGAAUAAAAACUAAUUUCAGGACGUACUAACAACCAGCUAAUCAAUCAUUGUAAAUUUACUAUGAUCCCCCUUUGACAGAAGUGAAGAGUGGCUUAGUCUUUGUUCUGCCAGAAGAGAAGAUACCUAAUUGUACUGAAAGCAAGUUGGAGAAGAAUAAAUAGGAAUAAUUCGCAACUCAGGAAGUUAUGAAAUUGGUUUCUAGCAACUAUAAUCUUAAUUGUCUAGCUGAUAAGGCAUACAAAGAUUUUGUCUAUACUUAUCAACAUAAAUUAGAUCAACAGAAUUAUGAUGUCUUGAAAUUGAAUCCCAUGAGAUUGUGUAAAUCCUUUGGGUUUGAAGUCACUCCCAAAUUGAAUAAUUUCAAAUUAAGACCAAGUAAGGAAUAUCCACAAAAAUAGACCAAGACCAAUUAAACCAAAUCUAAAAAAAUCAAAAAGCAAUCUAAAAUUGUUAAUAAAAAAGUUAGUAAUACAAAAGUUAAUACAAAAAAACAUAAAAAUUGA